This is a messenger RNA of Lithohypha guttulata, 1086 nucleotides long. RefSeq names its product mitogen-activated protein kinase (gene CSK1). Gene Ontology annotation, molecular function: cyclin binding; ATP binding; cyclin-dependent protein serine/threonine kinase activity. The record is from RefSeq and is a predicted model, not a curated record. The coding region runs from base 1 to 1086 and encodes 361 amino acids. The transcript has 2 exons. Lineage: Eukaryota; Fungi; Ascomycota; Eurotiomycetes; Chaetothyriales; Trichomeriaceae. Gene Ontology annotation, biological process: regulation of gene expression; G1/S transition of mitotic cell cycle; regulation of G2/M transition of mitotic cell cycle. Gene Ontology annotation, cellular component: cytoplasm; nucleus; cyclin-dependent protein kinase holoenzyme complex.
AUGGGUCUAGAAGUCGUGUUCUCGAAGAGAUUCGAGAAUAUCAUGAAAUUGACGAGUCAUCUUGCCAAGCACGGUCGAGAUACAGCACAAGCAAAAGCAGAAGCGAUGCAGCUUGAAGGACAAUUUCUCAAUGCCGCAAGCUCGAAUGAUGACUAUCAGCAACUCUGUGACGAUUACGUCGAUACGUAUCGGAUAGCCUCGUCUCCGUCUGACAUCGACCCAGAAAGUCAGGCUCUACUAGAAGAGAUAUUUAACACGGAGGGCCCCACGAUUGGCCGAUAUGAAUGGGCCACGUUCCAUGCUGAAGGAGUGACAUCGACUGUGUACAAGGCCAAGAAGAUAGACGAUGAAGCAGAACAAUCGAUCGUGGCGUUAAAAGUUAUGAAUGCUGAUCAGCUGCAACCACCACAUAAUGCUUACAGAGAAGUUCGUAUCCUACAGAAAGCACGAGCUGACAGUAUAGUACCCUUACUCGAUUCAUUCAAACAACCAGGCGUUUUAGAAGGACUGUUAAGCGCCCUUUCGUAUCUGCAUGUUCAAGGCAUCAUACACCGAGACAUCAAGCCUGCGAACGUUCUGCUCCGAUCAAUGGAAGGUCCGGUCUACCUGAUUGAUUUCGGUAUAGCAUGGGCAGAAGGUGAUCCUGAUUCUGAGAUAGCUGAGCGAAAGAUCACGGACGUUGGAACAACAUGUUAUCGACCACCAGAAAUCCUGUUUGGUUGUCGUGGGUACGAUGGUUCCCUUGAUAUGUGGGCUGCAGGCUGUGUAGUCGCAGAAAUGGUGACAAAUAAUCACUAUCAGCUGUUUGAUGCUGGACCGUUGGGCAGUGAGCUGAGCCUCAUCAAAUCUAUGUUCAGUACACUUGGAACACCGACAGAAGCAGAUUGGCCAUCAGCCAGCACAUACCCCGACUGGGGAAAGGUCAAUUUUCAGCAGUUUCCAGCAAAGAGCUGGAGAGAAAUCUUGCCCACAGCAUCGCAUACAGCAAUUGACUUUGUACGGAGGACGGUUUGUUAUGAGAGCACGAGGAGGAUGACAGCGCGAGAGGCUUUAGACCAUCCACUCCGAAAGGAGUUUGAGAGCUAG